This is a messenger RNA of Encephalitozoon intestinalis ATCC 50506, 621 nucleotides long. RefSeq names its product 60S ribosomal protein L7A. The record is from RefSeq and is a predicted model, not a curated record. The transcript has a single exon. Bases 1 to 621 code for a protein of 206 amino acids. NCBI's taxonomy places the organism in Eukaryota, Fungi, Microsporidia, Unikaryonidae.
AUGGUGCUAGGAAAGGUAAAAAAGAUCCCGGCCAUGGCUCCAAAGCUGACGAAGGAACAGAAGAUGGAGAGAGAGCUUUUGAUAAAAAAGAAGAUAAGCAAGCUGGCCAAUGCAAUCAGAAUUCCCCCGGCCAUCAAUCAGUUCAAAACCUUCCUAUCGGAGGAUGAUACUAAAAAGUUCGUUGAUCUGUUCAUGAAGUACAGACCGGAAAAUAAGAAAGAGAAGAUAGCUAGGCUAAGUUCCGAAGACCCGAAGAAGGGCCCAAAGCCCAUUCUUGUUAAGUUUGGUCUGAAGCACGUGACAAGUCUUAUCGAAAGCAAAAAGGCAAAGCUUGUUCUUAUCUCCGCAUCUGUCGAUCCCAUUGAGGUUGUGAUCUUCCUUCCAACGCUGUGCAGAAAGAUGGGUGUGUCCUAUGCAAUUGUCGAAAACUCCACCAUUCUUGGAAGGCUCGUCAACCUGAAGUCCACAUCAUGUGUCUGUCUGUGCGACGCAAGGCCAGAAGAUGAGGCUGCUUUCAAGGAGAUACAAGGAAUUGCAAAUGCAAUCUUCCUCGACAACUAUGAAACCCAUCUGAGAACCUGGGGAGGAGGCCCAAAGAAGCAAACAAGUGAAGAGCAAUGA